Anopheles aquasalis is the source of this 2043-nucleotide messenger RNA. RefSeq names its product tRNA methyltransferase 1 (gene Trm1). The record is from RefSeq and is a predicted model, not a curated record. Gene Ontology annotation, biological process: tRNA N2-guanine methylation. Gene Ontology annotation, molecular function: tRNA (guanine) methyltransferase activity; RNA binding. NCBI's taxonomy places the organism in Eukaryota, Metazoa, Arthropoda, Insecta, Diptera, Culicidae. Gene Ontology annotation, cellular component: nucleus.
CCGUGCCGCUCCCGAUCCUCUGAUCCUUUAUGGCCACUCCGGACCCCACGAUGACGACAACGAGUGCGAGUGAAAUGCUUAAAACCAUCCGCGAAGGUAGCGCCGAAAUCCUUGUGUCCGAUCACGUCUUCUACAACCCGGUGCAGGAGUUUAACCGCGAUCUGAGCAUCUGCGUGUUGACGACGUUCUCGCGCAUUUAUCAGCGGGAAAAGAAGGCACAGCACCAGCGAAGCGGCAUCGACGAAGCGACAAAUGGAACGGAGGAUUUACCCCCGAAAGCCGGCGUUAAACAUGAGAAUGGGCUACGCAUCCUGGAGGCACUUUCAGCGACGGGCUUGCGAAGUAUACGGUACGCAAAAGAGGUUCCCGGUGUUAAGGAAAUCAUCGCCAACGAUCUCUCCAAAUCGGCCGUGGAAUCGAUCGAGAAAAAUGUGAAACAUAACGUGGUGGAGCAGCUCAUCAAGCCCAGUUUUAAUGACGCGAUGACCCUGAUGUACAUGUCGACCAAACCGGACCAACGAUUCACCGCUAUCGAUCUGGAUCCGUACGGCCAUCCGACACGUUUUCUCGAUGGUGCAGUGCAGAGUGUGGAGGACGGUGGUCUGUUGCUCAUCACCGCCACCGAUAUGGCCGUGCUGGCCGGGAAUACACCGGAAGCAUGCUACGUCAAGUACGGUUCGAUACCGCUGAAGACGAAAGCGUGCCACGAGAUGGCUUUGCGGAUAUUGUUGCGAUGCAUCGAAACGACGGCCACACGGUACGGGCGCUAUAUCCAUCCGCUGCUCAGCAUAUCGGCCGAUUUCUACAUCCGGGUGUUCUUGCGCAUCUACACCGGUCAGUACGCGUGCAAGAAGAGCAGCAGCAAGCAAUCGAUGGUGUACCAGUGUACGGGAUGUGAGUCGUUCACUCUGCAACCGCUCGGAGUACUGAAACCGAACCCUACCGAGGCCAAUCCACAGCAGAUCAAAUUUGGCAUCCCGACGGGACCGUUCGUUAGCAGCCGGUGUGAGCACUGCAACCAUCAGCACCAUCUAGGUGGUCCGAUCUGGUCCGCUCCGUUGCAUGAUCCGGAGUUCCUAGAGGAGCUCAAUCGAACGGUGGAGUCGGAAGAAGCGAAACGGUUGAUGACGCUGCGGCGCAUCAGUGGUACACUGGCGGUGGUACGCGAGGAGUUACCGGAUGUACCGUUGUACUAUGCACUCGAUCGGCUUUGUGGUAUCUUGAAGCUGGAGUCGAUUUCGAUGCUUAAGCUACGGUCCGCUCUGCUCCAUGCGGGGUUCAGGGUUUCCUAUUCGCACGCCUGUCGCACUUCAAUCAAAACGGAUGCUCCGAUUGGUGUGCUGUGGGAUAUUCUACGCUGCUGGCACCGGAUACACCCGGUAAAACCGGAUCGUUUCCUCGAAGGUGUCCCAUUGACGACCAUACUGGCGAAACAACCGGCACGUGAUUACAAUCUGGAUGAGUUGCACCCGGAAGCAAACCCACCGAGUCGAAAGGAAUCGCUGACACGUUUCCAGGAGAAUCCGGCUGCCCAUUGGGGCCCGGGAACGAAGGCAAUGCUCAUGGUCAGUGAAAAUAGGAUGCUGAAAUCAACGCAAAAUCAGAACAAACGAAAGCAACGACGGGCGCUACGGAAGGAACAGCAGGAUGGAACAGGGGACCACGAGGAAACUGCUAAGGAUGUCAAGGUUACAAGUCCCGGCACCUCACCAGAACGAAAAAUCCUCAAGAAGGACGAGGCGGAGGGCAAAGCAUUAACGGAAGCAUAACAGUAGGCAAUAAGGAAUGGUAGUAGCAAGUUGUGCGUGAGUCGUUAUGGAAAGUAGCCGUCGCGUGCGGCGGUUACUAUGACCUAGCAUGGAAAUAUCGAUCCAACGUCGCUGGCGAGCCGUGUUGGAAUGUUCCCGAAACAUCGCAGUAGACGAUGCGAAUGUGCGCAUUCAAAUGCUUAUCGGCAUUGGCACUCGGUUGUGCGGAAGAUUUGGAAACGUGGGAGAAAUUUUAUUUUGAAUUUAAAAUAAACCGCUCAAGGAAGUUCGCAAA